UUUCAUAUUAUUUUAGAUUUGAUAGAUAACUCCAAAAUGUAUAUGUGUACGAUAUGCGGCUUGAAGAAGCCAGAGCUUGGCAGUAAUCCGGAAUUUGAGUUCCGCAGCCGGCGGCGUCAACAAGAGAGUGGCUACAUGGAAGGCAUCUCCGAUUGGUGCUCAAAAUGUGAAGCUUUGCGGUUUUUCCUCAAAUCUGACAAUAGCAACGAGCCCAGCCAAUAUCUGCAGGAGCAGCCCAAAAGGAAGUUUGCCAACUCCGCACUCGAGGCAACUGCGAAUAGUUUGCAAAGACCCCGAAGAAAUGCGAGAGCGAAUCAAAACGAUUCGAAUAUGAAUACUCCAUUAGAUCGCCAUAUACAAAAUGAGGUAGAUAAAUUUUUUAGGCAAGAGUCAUUGGGUGCGAUACCAACGCAAUAUCCACGCAAUUUGGAUCAGCAGUUGCGCUCCCACAGCGCUGAUCGCGCUCGUCGACGUAAUCAAUAUGUCGAACAGCGAUCCAAGUCGACGGUUCGAGAGCCACUUCACAAACUGCACCAGGCGGAUCAUCGACGAUGUCAUAUCAGGAAUCUGACCGCAUUGGGCGCCCUAAAGUCGAACAAAAAUGUGCAGCUGGAUGAACGAGAUGCAACACAUUCUGCCGGGCAGCGCAAUGACCUGAAAGAUCUAGAGGAUGAACCUACAGUGCCUCUCCAGUAUAUGCGAAAGGCGCCCAUGGACAAGAUGCAAAAUCCGUGGCAAGAAGAGGUACAACGACAAGUGAAUCAACUGCUUGUCAACAGUGCCUAUAAAGGAGAGGUGAAAGUUGCAAAGACUUGCGACGAGAGAAAAUUAGAUGAUGAAGUUGCCACAAACAGGCUAACCAUGUACGAGGUGGCCAGAGACAUUAGGGAGAUGGAGCAGGACGCUCUAAAGAAGGAACUCAACCAAAAAAUGCUUGAAAAGCAGAGUCUGGUGUGCGAGUGGAAUCGCAUACGUCGCCGUGUCGAGGGUGAAUGCAACCGGGUCAAGGCGGAGUUGGACGAUCUGGAACGACAGCGUAAUAUGGAAUUGAAGCCUGCCGUUGAACGGCAACAAGGUGGUGGACCGAUUCGACCACCUCCACCACCCUUCAAGCAGUUGGAAAGCGAUUUGGAAAGGCAGCUAAAGAAUAAGAAUGAUAAAUUGGAUCAGAUUGAUAAACAAAGACUGGAGAGCAUAUUAGCAACGCUGCAGGAGAACUCACAACAAGUUGAGUGCCCCUUUAACGAAUUGGAUGAAAACGAGUGUGAAUACGGCUUCCAGCCAUCUGCUCCGCCAGUCAGUGAAACGGAUAUUGAACUGAGCGAAACACAUAUCGAAAGUGAGCAUGAUGCCAGCCUACAAGAGUCGGAAUCUCUCUCUUUAAUAGGGUACAACACAAAUAAUGAUACGAUGCAUUCAAUUAAAUUUGAAGAAAGGACUGACACCUUAAUUACGCAACCAAUGCGCGUCACUAGUAAUCUGAGCCUUUUGGUGUCCACUGUGCAGCGAGCCACAUUCUGCAGUUUUGCCCAGGAUCCACAACAGCUGCUGCAGGCAUUAAAUAAAUCGGAUCAAACAAAGCGCGAUGAUCCACCGCCAGCACAAUUCAGCACAGUGCCCUGCCACUCCAAAGAGCUGAUCAAUCUGCUGCAAAUCAAACAACCGAAUAUGUUGCGACCGCUCAAAUUUUGCCGUUUGCCCAUUUUGUGCCCCCAUGUCGAUUGCGGGCGGAUGUUUCAUAUCUCGGAGUUCAAAAAUCACUUGAUGCUGGAGCAUCCAUCGCUGCCCAUUGAGCGUAUUUAUCCUGGUCGGGCGAGGACCUUCUAUUUGGACACACGCGUCACGCUGCUGAAUAACACCAAAUGCAACAUGGUCUACUUUGUGAAUGACAAGUUCAACGACAAGAAUUGCAAUUCCAAAUUACCCAAUCUAUUCCCCGUGCUCGUAAUGACUGCGCGUUUGCAUAUGCCCGAGUUCCUUGCGGCCAACAAUAACUAUUUAAUGCAGUCUACCAAGUCUUCCAUUGGUGGUCCCGAUACCGAAAUCUUUCUAAUUUGGCUGACCAGCGUUAAGCCGCAAGACAUGCAGAUUAUUGGGACCAUAGCCGUGUGGCCAACGAACAGGGAUCCCCUUAUUGAAUACCUAACAGUGCAAACCAAUGAGGUCUACGAUAUCCAUUUGGAUCAAAGACUGCAGAGCAUCUAUAAUAGCAAUCGAGCUCUGACAUUGUCCGGCAAUUAUGUCAAUCGCAUAACCGAGGGAGGCAAGUACCUUUUGCCCGCACAGGUUUUGAUUCAUUAGAACUUCGUUUUCUAUAUCAUUUUGAGACACCCAUUUUGAUUUUAGAUAAUCUUUGAAUAAAUUUUUGUGCAAAUCAA
Messenger RNA from Drosophila grimshawi, 2378 nucleotides. RefSeq lists its product as uncharacterized. The record is from RefSeq and is a predicted model, not a curated record. Lineage: Eukaryota; Metazoa; Arthropoda; Insecta; Diptera; Drosophilidae. The coding region runs from base 37 to 2301 and encodes 754 amino acids. The transcript has a single exon.